AGUUAUUUAAAGUUUUAUUCUUUAAAACUUAACAAUGUCUGGAGGAAGCAGCAGCAACCGAAAUGAGUGCAGAAUAUACGUAGGGAAUCUACCGCCGGACAUAAGAACAAAGGACAUUCAAGAUUUAUUUUACAAAUUUGGCAAAGUUACGUUUGUCGAUCUGAAAAACAGAAAAGGUCCACCAUUCGCAUUCGUGGAAUUCGAGGAUCCGAGGGAUGCGGAUGAUGCUGUACGUGCAAGAGAUGGUUAUGAUUACGAUGGUUAUCGUCUCCGGGUGGAGUUUCCCCGGGGUGGCGGCGGCGGCGGCGCAAGAGGCGGGCGUGGGGGAGGAGACCGCUUUGGCGCCAGACCGGCCACAAGAGGUCCCCCAGCUAGACGUUCGGAGUACAGAGUACUUGUUACUGGGUUACCACCAUCAGGAUCUUGGCAGGAUCUAAAAGACCACAUGCGUGAAGCGGGCGAUGUUUGCUUUGCGGACACUUUCAAAGAUGGUACUGGUGUAGUGGAGUUCCUUCGUCAUGAAGAUAUGAAGUAUGCAGUGAAAAAACUUGACGAUUCGCGGUUUAGAAGCCAUGAAGGCGAAGUGUCAUAUAUACGAGUGAAAGAGGACUAUGGCGGCGGUGGCGGAGACAGAUACAGUGGUGAUCGUGACAGAGGUGCAUCGGGCAGGUCGCGGUCGUACUCACCGCGGCGACGCGGAUCGCCGACUUACUCGCCGGUGCGUCGCAGCUACAGUCGCAGCCGCAGCCGUGAUCACAACUACUGAGCAGUGAUAGCGAGCGACGAGCGGCGACUGGACGGGCGCCGCGACCCCGUAGCCCCGAGACUGCGCCCACUUAGCGCUCUGCCAUGUUUAUAAUAAGAUCAACAUAUGUAUGUCCAUACUCCUCGUUUUGCAGGCGACAUGUCACAUGCACUCUCUUCUCUUCACAAAUGUAACAGUAAACCUGACAACAUGCUGAUUUUAUAUUUAAUAAA
This is a messenger RNA of Papilio machaon (common yellow swallowtail), 978 nucleotides long. It is a transcript of the gene SF2, whose product is annotated as serine/arginine-rich splicing factor 1A. Gene Ontology annotation, molecular function: mRNA binding. The coding region runs from base 35 to 766 and encodes 243 amino acids. The record is from RefSeq and is a predicted model, not a curated record. The transcript is spliced from 6 exons. NCBI's taxonomy places the organism in Eukaryota, Metazoa, Arthropoda, Insecta, Lepidoptera, Papilionidae. Gene Ontology annotation, cellular component: ribonucleoprotein complex; nucleus; cytoplasm.